AUGUUUCAAUUCAGGGAGCACUGGAGUUCGUUUUCCUGUGUUUCUCUGGUGUUCCAUGGAGAAUCAACAGUCUAUUCAAAUUUAUAUGUGUCUAAUGCUCCUUAUUCAAUCAGGCAGAUUUUGUCUGGUUUUGGUGCUUCUGAUCAUAGCUCUUCAUUUCCAAGAGAGGUAGGUAGACGUAAUCUGAAUGUUGAUUACAAGAGCAACCAAAAUGCCAGUUCCUUGCCAUACUCUCUGAGAUAUAUUAUGGAAUCAUUCUUUAAACAUGACAGCCUUCUGGAUGCCAAUUCCCAAGAUUUCUUAGCACAUGAAUCUUCCCUUGGCUCCUGCAAAGAGCUGCCACUUGAUCUUAGUUCCAAACUAAUGAUGUCAAUGUUACCGUGUCAUCUGAUUGGGGAAGGUUCACAUCGGCAUUUAAUUUCCUCUAUCAAAAUUAAUAUCCAGCCAGGGGCCAUAUCUGAGCUGCCUAGUCAUUCCUGCAAAGCCAUAAUCAUUGAGAGAGUACCCUCUGGAGCUUUUGCAGACCCAUUUGAACUACAACAUCUUGUUGAGCAUGAUGUCUUCAUGGACGCUGCUAUUUUUGGAGACACAAAUUUGGAAUUACCUUCUGCACUUUCCAACCAAUCAGUUGUUGAGAUUCACAUGAAUAGGGCUUCCAUUACAUGCACGAUAUCCGUUUUAGUUGUUGUGGAACAGCUACACAUGGUUUUUCCAUCUCAAUCAGAUCUCACAGAGAAAGCUUUUUCUGAUAUUCUAAACAUCAUUCUCCUGCAACCUCUUUUUGGAAGUGGUUAUUUAACAAUUCAGAUGGAUCUGCCAGAUUUAUUCAUUAAUUGCAGUAUAGAAGAAAAUUUGCAGCAUCAAAACUGUAUAUGGAUGUCAGUGACUGAGGGUUCUGAAUUUAGGACCAGCAUUGUAUGGAAAAUACCUUCUGGAAAUUCUGAACAUGCCAAAUUUGUAUCAGCUAUUACUUUUAUCUCAGCCUUAUCAACCACUCUUUUGAUUGUUGUAACAUCAAUAUUUCCUUUGCUCAUUGCUAAAUCAAAAAACUUGAAACAUUCAUAAUUUCUUGGAACACUUUUAGCCUAUAAAGUUCCAAUUUUAAUGCGAUGAUGUUUUUAAACAUGGGGAAUGAACCUUCUAUUAUUUCUGUUUUA
Telopea speciosissima is the source of this 1157-nucleotide messenger RNA. RefSeq names its product phosphatidylinositol-glycan biosynthesis class X protein-like. The record is from RefSeq and is a predicted model, not a curated record. Gene Ontology annotation, biological process: GPI anchor biosynthetic process. Gene Ontology annotation, cellular component: endoplasmic reticulum membrane. Lineage: Eukaryota; Viridiplantae; Streptophyta; Magnoliopsida; Proteales; Proteaceae.